Messenger RNA from Archocentrus centrarchus (flier cichlid), 640 nucleotides. RefSeq names its product zinc finger protein 740b (gene znf740b). The record is from RefSeq and is a predicted model, not a curated record. Lineage: Eukaryota; Metazoa; Chordata; Actinopteri; Cichliformes; Cichlidae. The coding region runs from base 214 to 531 and encodes 105 amino acids. The transcript is spliced from 5 exons.
UCUCCCCGGGGAGCACUUCCGGUGGUGUUUCCUGUCAGUGUUUGUAAACUGAGAAAAAAUUGGAAGUGCGACAAGAAAUAAUCAUCUUCAGCACUCUGAAAACCGAAAGACUUUGGCCCCUGAUGAUUUUGGAGGGUGUGGUCUCAUCUGUCACCCCUAUCCUGAGUGAAGCCCCUCUGUCCCCUCAAACACACACGCAUUCAAAGCACGGCGAUGACACACCAUUCCAGCAAUUCUGUUCGAGACCAUAUGAAAUGGGCUGGGUUGCUGGGCUGCGAGGCGGUGCUGUCCAGCAUGGCCCUGAUGCAAGCCAACAACAUCCCAGGCCAGAAGAAGAUGAUGUCACCAUUAGGUCAGGGGCAAAGGACCAGUCCUGAGAGCCACCAGACCCACUCACAGCAUAGCCAGAACCAUCAUGGGCACCAGGGUCACCAUGGACAGCCGCACCACAGCCACAUGGGCCACCCCUCAAGCGGAAGCUGCCCACCUCUGCUCAUCCGGAAAGAUGGAGAUUAUCAUCAUCAAGGAUAAUUGACGGAAAGGACAUGCAGGCAAACCAGAAUCUGCAGCCCAAGAAGAAACAAAAAAAUCAGGCUUAAGCAACAAAGUAAAAGUGGAGCAUUUAGUUCCAGCAGUUGAU